Molecule: messenger RNA, 2402 nt
Organism: Dermacentor albipictus
Lineage: Eukaryota; Metazoa; Arthropoda; Arachnida; Ixodida; Ixodidae
Product: neprilysin-1-like
Biological process (GO): protein processing
Cellular component (GO): plasma membrane
Molecular function (GO): metalloendopeptidase activity
Source: RefSeq, a predicted model, not a curated record
GGCACCUGCUUUCAAAAGAAGAAGCUUCGUUCUUUUGCGCAGCUUGUGUCGUUCAUCAAAGGAUCAAUAUUACGGUCAACUCCUCGGCUCUUCACUCUUCCGCGUCAAUCAUGUCCUCAGGCGGGCGCAGGAAAAUCGGCUCCCACGAAAGGUCAUCCGUCGUUUUUAAAGCAGAGGAUCCCUCGUCAUCCUUACCGUACCCGCCGAUCAUCGAAUCAAGGCAGCAGACCGACAACCCGCUUCAACUGCGACUGCUCCUAACAGUGGUAGUCAUCGCCAUUCUCGUCGCCGCUGUCACGUUGGUCGCGACCAGAGUGAUACGGACCCAGAAAGGUGUUUGCGCCACAAUCGCCUGCCGAGACUUCGCAGAAUUGGCGCGGAGAUCUCUGAACGAGUCAGUACCUCCGUGCGAAAACUUCGGCCACUUCGUGUGUGGCCAGUGGAAGAAGCGCAACACCGCCAAGGCGUCCACCCGCCACAUGCUCUACGCGACAGCGCUGGAGACACUCUUCAAAAGCCUGACUUCCGCGCAUAAUCUCCCGCAGCAUCAGAGUGUGCGCGAGCAAGUCCGCGCGUUCUUCAGUAGCUGCAGCGCCGUGAGCCGAGGCGAGCGAGACGAGAUGAUCACCAUAAGGGUGUUCCUCGAAGAAGCCGGAGUCACGUGGCCCCUCGUACCAUCGAACCCCGACGUGCUCGACACCAUGCUGUAUCUCGACUUGGAGCUCAACUGGCCCUCCAUAUUACACGUUCGCGUAAAAGAAGAUAAGCACGUCUUCAAGGUCAGCAUCGAGCCCGCCAUGUCAUUCAGAGAGCUGGUAAAUCUGCGUGCCCGAUUGAGCACGAGGGAAGAAAGACGGCACUAUUUCGAUGUGGUCUUCAGGCACUACGGUCAAGGCGUUCCGGAAGGACAAGCAUACAGUCAAGUCGAGGAAGUAGAAGGACUUAUGGCGACGAAGCUAGAAAGCGUGAUGCCGAGACACCGCGAGAGCGCAUCAUUGGAAGAGCUAGACACUGACGAACUGUAUAGAGACAGCUCAAACUGGACGGAGCGCCUCGCUAAGUGGGUGAGAAUACAAAGCAGCGUCAAGUAUUACACGUCCAGCAAACCUUUCCUCGUCACGUUCUUCGAGCUUUGGUCGCAACAUGGGGACGGCAGGAUGCACCUCUACCUUUCCUGGUGCGCCGUGCGUUUCACCGCUCCGCUCGCUAACCGAGAGCUGCUCAGAAACCACUACGGACUUGACACCGAAGACUUAAUGCUCGGACAGAACUGCCUGUUUCUUUCCUACCAUAUUUUCGGUGACGCAAUUUUCGCGGAGUUCAACGCAGAAGUUUUUACCACCGAGGUGCGGCAGGAUGUGAGGGAUCUGGUGCUGGCAGUGAGGAAGUCCUUCGCGCGUCGCUUAAGUCAGUCGGCCUUCUCAGAGUCCGCUUCUUUGGUUGCCGACUGGGGCACAUUGGACCGGGUAUUCUUUGUCCUGGAAUACCGUCGGCAUUACGACCUUGAGCACACUGUAUGGCACUUGCCCGAUAUGUCGCACUCGUUCGUGAUCAACUGGAGGAUUAUGUCCCAGACACUGCGAGCCUUCAACGCCAGUCUAGGAGUUCUUGGAGAGGCCGUGCUUUCAGGCCGUAGCCUGUUCCGUCUCGACCAGGACAUUAAGGAUUUCAUCUUGUCACCGUUUGCGCUCCUGUUUCCCAUGUACGACGUCAAGUUGACGCCCGCGGUCAAGUACGGUGCCCUCGGAGACCAAAUUGGUUUGGCUACCGCACAGCUGGCGCUCAACCAUAUUGAGCAACAGCCCUCCGCGCAGUUCGAACUGAGCCUGUCACGCCAGUGCGUCAAGCAGGCGUUUGAGAAGCACGCCGAAUUGCCCAGCAACGCGAUUGUGGAGCUGGCGUCCUUGUCAGAGAUAUUGGAUGCGUUCGCCAAAUCCGGCGAUGAUGACCUGCGCAUUUCGGGUCUCGUCGACUACACGGCGCUGCAGACCUUCUUCAUCGCCUGGUGCUUAAUGCGCUGUGGUGCUACCGAUCUCUACCGCGACGAGGAUGACCCGUGCUCGCCUGUCCUCCGGCUGUUCGAUGCAUUUGCAGACGCCUUUCAAUGCUCACCGGAAACGUAUAUGAACGCUAAGACGAAAUGCACUGUGCUUUGAGUUGCCCAAUGUGACAAUUUAGCAUACUAAACGAAACUGUUAGGUAUACUAACUUUGAUGUUCAUGACUAGCAACGUCUCCGAUGUCCUAAAUCUAGAGAGUUUCGUCAUGUAUUUUUCUUGCUUGGAUUGCGCUCUGAAGCUCUGAAUCGGUUUGUUUCCUGAACAUAAUAUAUAUAUGUAUAUAUAUAUACAGGGUGUUCAAAAUUAGACUUUCCGGGUUUUAAAAAAAGUGCGACGAGGAGUA